This is a messenger RNA of Pipistrellus kuhlii (Kuhl's pipistrelle), 782 nucleotides long. It is a transcript of the gene SDHAF3, whose product is annotated as succinate dehydrogenase complex assembly factor 3. Lineage: Eukaryota; Metazoa; Chordata; Mammalia; Chiroptera; Vespertilionidae. The record is from RefSeq and is a predicted model, not a curated record. Bases 69 to 446 code for a protein of 125 amino acids. Gene Ontology annotation, cellular component: mitochondrial intermembrane space; mitochondrion. Gene Ontology annotation, biological process: succinate metabolic process; mitochondrial respiratory chain complex II assembly. The transcript is spliced from 2 exons.
CAGGGCUCGGGGCUCCCGGGUCCCAGUGCGCAGGCGCGGUCUGCGGCCCGAGGCCCACGCGCGGCGCGAUGCCGGCGGCGCACGUCGCCCGGGUGCGGGCGCUGUACCGGCGCCUCCUGCUGCUGCACCGCGCGCUGCCCCCCGACCUCAAAGCCCUGGGCGACCAGUACGUGAAGGACGAGUUCAGGCGACAUAAGGCGGUGGGCGCGGACGAGGCCCGGCGGUUCUUGCAGGAAUGGGAGGCAUAUGCAGCAGUGCUAUCACAACAAGCUAAUGAAAACAGCCAAAAUUCAACUGAAAAGGCAUGUUUUGGAGCCGUCCUACCAGAAGAGAAACUUAAUGACUUUCGUGAUGAACAAAUAGGACAGUUGCAGGAACUGAUGCAAGAAGCCACUAAACCCAAUAGGCAAUUUAGUAUUUCCGAAUCAAACAAACCAAAAUGUUAGUCUGUACAAUAAAGCUUAACAAAGCAUUUCAAGUUCAGGACCCCUUAUUUUAAUUGUCAUUGGUUUUUAAAAAUGUAUCAAGUUUUUAGGUUUUGAGAGUGCUUGGUGUUAAUGAAAUAUGUAUUUUUUUGUUUGGGAAUGUUUUUUGUUGUCUGCAGUGAAUGGAUCAGCUCAUCAGUGGACAGAAUUUUAGAUUAUUAAAGUAAUUAGCAGCACUUGCUGGAUGGGAUUUGGUUUUUGAACUAAAUAAGGAAGAACCGGUGGAAACUGGACAAACCUUUUGACAACUGUAGAACUGUCAAAAAAUUUUGGAUAUAUAAAUUUGUUUUUAAUGCU